AUGGCCGACAUCCUGAGUAUCGGCGGUGAGCCGAUCUUCGACAAGCGCAUCGUCGGAAUCGAGACUCACACGUAUAACCCGUACGUCAACACGACGUUCGGACACAACGACGAGAUACGAAUACCCAUACAGCAGCAGGAUCUGUAUACACUGCCGUGCGACAGUUUCUUGUACGUCGAGGGACGACUCAACGACGACGGCGCGACGAAUGAGGAACAAUACGCGAAAUUAGUCAAUAACUGCGUCGAGUUUAUGUUCGACGAAAUUCGAUACGAGCUCGACGGCGUCGAGAUCGACCGGUGUAGAAACGUCGGCAUAACUAGCACGAUAAAGAACUACAUGUCGCUGACCGUCGAACGAGCCAGAAAACUGCAGAACGCUGGAUGGAGUUAUCCGACGAGCGAAUCAAAUCUGAACAACGCGUCCCAUCAAUUCAACUUUUGCGUACCUUUGAAUAUUCUUUUGGGUUUCUGCGAGGACUACAGCGUGGUGAUAAACGCGCGACACGAGCUUAUCCUGAUACGCUCUCGUAGCGACCACAACUGCGUCGUAGAUCCGAAGAAGACCGUGCCGAGAGAUCCGGCCAAGGAUCCUAAAAUUACGUUAUUGAAAUGGCGUAUGCCUCACGUGGCGCUGAACGACGUGACUAAAUUAUCGCUGUUGCGAACGUUGGAGAGCGGACGAUUUCUGAGCGCGGGCUUUCGCUCUUGGGAUCUGUACGAAUUUCCCCUGCUGCAGAGCACGACCAAGCAUUCGUGGGCCGUGAAAGCCGCGCCGCAAUUGGAGAAGCCGCGAUACGUCAUAUUCGCGCUGCAGACCGGACGGCGAAACGAAUUCGCGGGCGACGCCUCGAGGUUCGAUCAUUGCGAGCUCGCCAACGUGAAAUUGUAUCUCAACUCGGAAUUCUAUCCCUACGACGACGUGAAUGUGGAUUUCGAGAGCGACAAGUUCGCCGUGCUGUACGAGAUGUACGCAAAAUUUCGAGGAGCGUAUUACGGGAACGAUCGCGACGACGCGCUCUUUUCCCCGCGCGAAUUCGCGCGGGUAGCUCCGCUCGCGGUGAUCGAUUGUUUCCGUCAAAACGAAUCGGUGAAGAGCGCCACCGUGGACGUGCGCAUCGAGUUCGAAAACAAGGAAAACGUUCCGCCGAAAACCUCAGCUUUUUGUCUCAUCGUUCACGAUCGAGUCAUCGAGUACAGUCCGCUGACCAACGUGGUGCGCAAAAUUAUCUAA
Molecule: messenger RNA, 1233 nt
Organism: Temnothorax curvispinosus
Lineage: Eukaryota; Metazoa; Arthropoda; Insecta; Hymenoptera; Formicidae
Exons: 1
Coding region: 1-1233 (410 amino acids)
Source: RefSeq, a predicted model, not a curated record